Molecule: messenger RNA, 3289 nt
Organism: Ceraceosorus bombacis
Lineage: Eukaryota; Fungi; Basidiomycota; Exobasidiomycetes; Ceraceosorales; Ceraceosoraceae
Source: the annotation of a GenBank genome assembly
AUGUCGGUAGCAGCGAACGCGGCAGCUGUAAGCGGUAGGGCCUUGGCAGUAUCGGAUGGACCACUGUCUGUGUCAGAAACCACAGCCAUUGCUGGCGACCACCACGACGGCUCGCCACCCUCGUCCUCGCAAGGCAACUGCGGCAGCUCUGAAAGUGCUUCGAGCGAUGCUACGACUAGGAAAGAGCCGCGCUACAAGACUUCCCGCAGCAACGCUACUCCUGCAAGCGAGCGCGACACUGUUGCCGCCGCUGGCAGCAUCUCAACACCUACAGGAAUGGUGGAGGCACCAGGCUUGGGUAGGACGGUGACUUUGGAAGGUGAGUCAGCGCUCCAAUCUCAGUGUAUCGGGCAGUAAGGAUGCAGGCGCGCUAUGCUCGAUUGCGCGAAUCGGGUCUGUCCGCACGGCCGCUGGAAGUGGUCUCACAAUGUCGGGCUCUGUGCAUACGUGCUGACUGCUGACCACUGCAUCGCCACCUUCAGAUGCCAAGCGAACGCUGCAGGGCCGCGCCUCUGGCCGAACAGAGUCAACUGGCGUCGUGAAUCCGCGCAAGGCCCACCAGACUCUGGACCAAGCUGGAGGUACCGGCUCAUCUAGCGCUUCUGGUGGCAUUGUGACGCAACGUCACGCGGCUCUUCAAGCAAGAGAGGCUGCUGCUCGCCUCCUCGACAUGAUCAAGUGUGCAGCUUGUGGUCAAACUUUCCGCGACCCGGUCACUCUACCAUGUGGCCACAGCACCUGCAUGGGCUGCGUUUUGGAGCGCGUGAACGAGGACCGCACCAUGACCACGAUGCCUUGCUCAAGUCAUGUGCCGCCGCGUUUGCCUCUCUGCGCAACUGCCGUGCCCUGCUCGGUCUCCGGAUGUCAACGUUCUGCCAUCGGCCGAGGUUUGGGGGUUUGGGCGGGGCAUCAAGCACGUUGGGGCCCACCUUCCGCAUCGCAGUCUGCAUCGGAAGCAGGUCUUUCAGCUCGCGUGACCAACGAGGGUCCAGGCUUCGUGCCCCUAGACGGCUUCGUCAUUGCUCAGCCCGACCAGUCCGUCGGUCUCACCGUUGUGCCACCUCAGAGGAAGGGCGACGAAGCAUCAUACACUGCAUCGCCCCUUACCCUCGCGAGCGGCGGUCGUUCGUCCGGAGACAGCCUUCGUCUUGAUGUCACCUUGUCGAAAGCUAUCGAUGCUCUGCGGCGCUAUGCACACAUCCCUCUCGCGCCCGAUCCUUCCUCAGAAGCUCCGACCACGUCUGAACACGGCCUACGGUCACUGGCAUCUGGCAGCAGAUCAGUUCGGCAAUAUCCAGGCACUCAAGGGUCUACUGCAUUCCUUCGCUUCGGAAGUGAGACAGGCAGCGCAUUUUCCCGCGCUCGCCGACGCGGUGUUCGUGGUCACCAUGCCCGCUCUCUCCGCUCUUCAGCACUUACAGGUCGACGAACAUCUCGCCCGACAGAUCACCACGCUGAUAGCGAUCGCGUUGCCAUAGCGCCAAACUUUCUCCCCAUGCUUGGUGGUAGCGAAGAAGGCAGAGAGUCGGGCUCCGUCGGCGGAGUGCACGCCACCUCCGAGACUGACGACGACGAUCAAGACGUGCUUGAAGCCGACUUUCAAAAUGAGUUUGACGCGGAUGGAUCCUCAAGCUCGCACUUGUCAUGGUAUUCGACCCGCGAAAAACUUUACGAUCGCGGCGAUCACGCAGACUUUGAGGAGGAUCACUAUUCAGUGCCCGAGGAAGGCGACGAUCCGGACUUCGGUGGCGCUUACUCCAGGCCUUCUGCCGCUUACGUAGCGCGGCAUCAUCGCUUCAACCCAGAUGCCUCUGUCUCCGGCUGGGCUUCCCGAACCAGCGCAUCCGACACUACAGUUUCCAAACGACAUCGCAGACGCUCGCUCUUUGGCUCAAAUCUGCCAACGUCAGAUCGAGCCAUCGAGGUUGACUCAGAAUGGGACACCGAGACCUCCUCACGAGGUUCGCUAAGUUCGAAACCCGCCUUGAUCAGCCAAUCUGAGGACCUCGCUCGUUCCUCUGCAACGCUGGACGAGCUCCACUCUGAGCUGGUCGACGUCUUGGAAUGUCAAUUGUGCUAUCUGCUGCUGCACGAGCCUCUCACGACGCCUUGCGGCCACACCUUCUGUCGGACUUGCUUUGCCCGAAGCCUGGACCACAGCAGCAGUUGUCCGCUCUGUCGCGCUUCGCUUCCGGCCUUUUCAUUCUUCCAGGACCACCCGCCCAAUCACACUCUGCUCACGCUUCUGACUUCCUCGUAUGCCAACGACGAAGAUUUGACGAGACACAGCAAGCUUCUAGAGCCCGCAGCAAAAGCCUCAACGGAUGUGAAGCUGCAAGCUGCUGUCGAUUGGGCCUCGCUUCCACCAGACAUUCGCGGUCUUCAGCGCCUGUACACUGAGCGAAAGACAGCUCUGGAGCAAGAAGAGCGCGAAGCUCGCCUAUCCACCCCCAUCUUCGUCUGCACUGUGGGCUUCCCAGAGAUGCCCACUAUACUGCACAUUUUCGAACCACGGUACCGUUUGAUGAUCAGACGCUGCGUCGAGAGCGGCAAUCCGAGGUUCGGGAUGGUUUUGCAUUCACGCGACUCGCCGGGAGGGAUGAGCGAGUAUGGUACCAUGCUGGACAUUAAGAGCGUCCAGAUGCUGCCCGACGGUCGCUCGAUGAUUGAGACGGUGGGCUCGGAUCGCUUCCGUCUUCACGAGAUGGGAUCGCUAGACGGCUACAUCGUUGGCCGAAUCGAAACCGUCAGCGAUUUUGGCGCCUCGCAAGAACAACAACUGGAGCAAGCAGCUAUGGCUCGCAAUGCUGCCAAGGACCGUGCGGAAGCCGAGCAUGGCGCGCAAGAGGCCACCUCUUCGUCUCGACAGGAACGAUCAAGCGUCCCACCAGAGGUUCCUGAAGCAACUCAAGCGGAGGACUUUAUCGUUCAGCCCGAUUACGAGGCGACAGAGUUGGCUCAGGUCGGACUGCCUCCGCUCGAAGCGCAUCAACACGAGCCUUCCACGGCGGAGAUGAUCGCGACGUGCAUGACUUUCAUUUCUGAAUUGAGAUCAGGCACCGCGCCUUGGCUAGUCACGCGCAUCAACCACACCUACGGACCGAUGCCAGAUGUGCACGAAGUAGCGAAGCUCAGCUUUUGGAUGGCUUUGGUCAUGCCCAUAGACGAGCACGAAAAGGCUAGGCUCUUGCCCAUUCGCAGUCCACGCAUCCGUAUGCGAGUCGUAGUCUACUGGAUCGAGCAGCUAAGAAGCACGUGGUGGUACUCAAGUGGUUGCUCGGUGUCAUGA